AUGGACGCCCUACUAGGGCGGCUCGGGGCGCAACUAACGAACUAUGCCAUACGAACUGGCAUAACCCUUACAUCCACCUAUGCCGUUGGGCAGUGCUCGAGACUGCUCAAGACCAUCGAUGACAGAAGCGUCCGCGCCGAGCUCAAGAGCCUGCAAGACCAGCUCAACGGCAAGGUCAAGAUCCUGUCGCCCAUCAUAGACUUGAUAGAGUUUAAGUCUGGACGGGGCAACGUCUUUCUUGAAUCCGCCGUCCCGUUGGCAAAGUCUCUGCACCGCGACAUUGUUUCUCUAGGCACUAGACUUGAAAAUGCCGCCAUCGCAGAAGAGGGCUCUCAGAGGUCAGGGACCAAAGCCAAGACCGCCGAAGCUCACCAUGCGGAACUGUUGAGCAUCAUCCGCGACAUCAAGGCGCUGUUGGCACGUAUUGACAGAGAGAUCCCCUCCCUGCAAAUCGCCAUCACUGCCUCCGGAGAAACCUUGUCAUCGACCAUGCCCACGGGCAUAUCACCGUCACGAUUCCUCCAGGCCAGCUUCUUCUUGAACCUCGGGGACACACAGUUUGCCAGUGAUCCCUCGCGCCCGGUUCAAAUCGGCCCCAACUUCAACCUUUCCCUUUACAUGCUCUUCGUGGGACACACCCAGGCCGCCACGCAACCCGGCUCCCGUGGACUUGCAAGACCGGCUACCCCAGACCCAUCCCGAGCAGGCUCCCCACAGAAGGAUGAGCCGUACGGGUUUGGAGAGGGCGAGAGGAGACCUAUUUGGCAGGAGGUCUUGCACAAGGCUCGAGUGCGGCUAUGCAGAACCCCGAUCCAGUGGAAAUUUGACCAUAAUCAAGGGUACGUCCCCGACGGCUUCUCAAUGCCAGGCCAGGAGUCUGGCUACCCAGGAGACGGGGCCUUCGGGCGGCCCGACGAAUACGCGUACCAUUUCGAGCUCGUGGAGGACUUGAACGAUGGUAGAGUGCAUGAAGGCGGCGACACCAAGACUCGCCCGUAUGACACAAUCACUCAAGCAGGAAUACGCGAAUCGAUCCCCAUCCAUCAGAUCUCCCGUAUCUUCUACACAGACAGUGGCAGAAUUCUCAAUAUCGGAAACUCUGACGAGGCCGGCAACAACCCUAUACUUCUCCUGAAGAGAGAGGUGAACGCUGCAGGUAACAUUGAGGUCGAAGAGGAGACUGUGGAAGCUCAUCAAUUCAACCCGAUCAAGGUUAUCAGCGCCUCGGGCGGUGAUGAUGCCGACUAUGAACAAGACGAAAUCGACCGGCAGUUGCGUGAGGAAACUGGGGUGCCGGACUUGAAAGCCGUGGCGAAGCCACACCCACUAGGCCUGCAUUUGCCGCCUCACCUUGAUCCCGAAUGGCUCGCUUUUGAGGUCUUUUCAGAGGACAGUAACUGCGACUCAUCAGACUCGGAAGAUGAAGCAGACGAGGACAGCGAGGGCGAGCAGACAGUGCCCACCGUCAAAGCAAAACGACCAGCGGCAUCUCACAAUCCCUCACUCGAUGCGAAUUUGAUGGCGCAGAUCAAGACACUCUCUGUACAAUCCCCAACAGGGCUCAACGACAUAUCCAGCAAGUCAGCAUCGAAAGAGUUGGAGAGGCUGGACGCACGGCGGGAAGAGCAAUUUGUGGCUAGGUCGCCAUUUAGCUCGAUCACCUCAUCGCUGUCGUUGAUGGAAAUGCUCAUCCGGCUCACGAGCCUUCAAGAGUUUCAGCAGGCGGCGCACCUAUCGAUACCGGACCACAUCCUAUCCUUCUUCUUGGAGGAGACGUCGACCACGGGGCUGAAGGGGGAGGAGAGGUGGAGGGUGAGGAACGAGGCGGAACGGCGCGUCGGGUUUGACCCUUACACUGAUACCCCUACCAAAUAA
Molecule: messenger RNA, 1875 nt
Organism: Diaporthe citri
Lineage: Eukaryota; Fungi; Ascomycota; Sordariomycetes; Diaporthales; Diaporthaceae
Exons: 2
Coding region: 1-1875 (624 amino acids)
Cellular component (GO): cytoplasm; nucleus
Molecular function (GO): GTPase regulator activity
Source: RefSeq, a predicted model, not a curated record